GGGAAAAUUCCACGAGAAGCAAACGGGGGAGCUGUUCACCAGAGGUUAUGUCCGUCAGUCAAAAUCACUGAUCAAAAUAGUUACGCGACGUAUGUAAAAACACAAUGAACGCAGAAGAUGAUAAGCUCGGUCACGGCAGAGUGAUAUUUCCAGAAAAAACACACAUUAGAUUUCGAGGACCCCCUAAGAGUUCCGGAUUACAAGGGAGUCGUAUAGAAAAUGUUAAUGUUCAUCCUACACGUCCCGCAGCCACCAAGCUGUCAGCCAAACAGAAUGCAACAAAAAAGCACGGGAUAUCUCUGGGCCAAUUCUUGAGAACUGAGUUAACGCGGGGUUAUCAAUUGGAAAAUGACGAAGAACGGUACUCCGCUAGAAGGGAGAAAAUCUAUUCUUUCAUGAAGAUACCAAGAGAACUUGAGAAGUUUAUGGCUUAUGGGUUUUUCCAAUGCGCAGAUUCAUUCCUUUUCGUCUACACUUUCCUGCCAUUGAGAUUCCUCAUGGCUCUUUGGGCGGUGGUGACAAGGCCACUGAUUCGUUGCUUGGGGGGAAAAAAAAUUAAUGGUAAAAAGGGAGAACGAUUGCUUCGACCAGCUGAGGUUUGCGAUUUGCUCAAAGGAGUCGUUGUACUUGGAUGCUGGGCUGCAACUUGGCGAGUGGACACUUCCAUGAUGUAUCAUCUAGUGAAAAGCCAAUCAGUGAUCAAGUUGUAUAUAUUUUACAAUAUGCUCGAAGUUGGGGAUCGACUCUUCAGUGCUUUUGGUCAGGAUACAAUUGAUGCACUGCUGUGGACCGCAACUGAACCUCGUGUCCGUGCAAAUUCCAACCAUACUCGACACCUCGGAACGCUACCACAUCUGCUUUUUGCCUUUGCCUACGUCUUACUGCACAGUAUAUUGGUACUUUUCCAAGCAACUACACUUAAUGUUGCAAUAAACAGUAACAACAAAGCUUUGCUAACGAUCAUGAUGUCUAAUAACUUUGUUGAACUGAAGGGGUCCGUCUUCAAGAAAUUCGAUAAAACCAACUUGUUUCAAGUUUCAUGUAGCGAUGUGCGGGAGCGAUUCCAUUUAGCUGUUCUACUUCUUGCUGUCUGUUUACAAACUAUGAAAGAAUAUGCUUGGCGAGUAGACCGCCUCAUUGUUCUUCUGCCUGAUUGUAUUCUUGUACUUGUGGCAGAAGUUCUUGUCGACUGGGUAAAGCACGCAUUCAUAACGCGUUUCAAUGAACUUCAGUCUACCGUGUAUAGAGACUACACCGUAAGCCUGGCUUAUGACAUGGCACAGACGCGCCAGGAGACAGCAUUUUCAGACCAAUCUGAUUUGGUUGCGAGACGAAUGGGAUUUAUUCCACUUCCUCUUGGUGUCGCAAUGGCUCGUGUCCUUUGCACAACUUUGACACCCAGUGCCAGACCAGCAAAUCUGAUUCUUUUGGUAUUGGCGUAUCUUGUGCUGAUAUCUUUUAGGAUACUGAACAGUUUGGUCAUUUUGGGCAAAGCUUGUGACCUGAUUGCUUCGCAUACUCAUUCAAACACCGCAGAUCCAAAAUCAUCAUCGACGCCACAGGAGGCGGAAUCAAACAAUGUGGAUACGGCCAAUCCAACAUUAGCAAUGGCCAUUUUUUCCAAUAGUGCAGUGAGCUUAAAUAAUGUGUGCCUCAACGAGGCUCUGUUGAAGUCAGAAAACCUUGAACAGGGUACAGAACCUGCAGCUCCUUCUACCAAAAAUGUAGUAAGAGCAGGUAGCGAACCACUACUUCCUCAAGGGCAAGAGUUUUUGAGCUAAACAUUUCAUAUUCUCUUGUGUUAUUUUACAUAAUGUAAAUAUUUAAAGUUGUAUAUAUACACGUAUGUAUAUAUGGAGCAUGUUUCAGCAUAUCUGCUUUAUUUGAUUUUCUGUUAUUUCAUCCACGCCAAUGGCAUCUGAAAUGAUAGUUACCUACGGAUGAUUUUAAGUAUAUGAAUAUUAAGGGACAUUUCUUUGCAAAAGUUGUGAAAAAAUUUCCAGCGCCAAGAUGAGGAUAAAAAUUAGACACUUUCAAACUAAAUUUUUAGAAGUGAUGAUAAAGGCGCAGUUAUAAAAUUUCAAAUACAUACGCGCUCUAAACUUCACUAGAAAAGUAAAAUAUUAGAAUCAAGCUAUACGACGCAGCCAUCAUUGCAAUAAAAAGUGGUGCUUGAUUUUGAUCACCUGAACUUUAUGUGUAUUCUACUCGCAAAAUUUUAACAGAUGGUUAAUUCAUCGAUAAUUAGAACUUCGGAUUUCAACAAUUGGGUUCCAAUUACAGUACAAUGUCUAACGUUAAAUCGACUAUCUUUUCUUUAUUUUUUUUUACUCUCAGUGAUGAAGGCUGAUCAUGGACAUGACAACGGUGUUUGCUUGUAACUAUUGUAUAUUAACAUCGGUGUAGCAUUAAGUAAUCUUUUCUAGAUUAAAUAAACAAAGAUUGUACAAAUUA
Athalia rosae (coleseed sawfly) is the source of this 2454-nucleotide messenger RNA. RefSeq names its product protein TAPT1 homolog. Gene Ontology annotation, biological process: maintenance of protein localization in endoplasmic reticulum; positive regulation of cilium assembly. Gene Ontology annotation, cellular component: ciliary basal body; endoplasmic reticulum membrane. The record is from RefSeq and is a predicted model, not a curated record. Lineage: Eukaryota; Metazoa; Arthropoda; Insecta; Hymenoptera; Athaliidae. The transcript is spliced from 7 exons. Bases 105 to 1781 code for a protein of 558 amino acids.